AUGGGAGACUGGUCCAUUCUUGGCCGCUUCCUAACGGAGGUGCAGAACCACUCCACGGUGAUCGGCAAAAUCUGGCUGACCAUGCUGCUUAUAUUCCGCAUCCUGCUGGUGACCCUGGUGGGGGACGCGGUGUACAGCGAUGAGCAGUCCAAGUUCACCUGCAACACCCUGCAGCCUGGUUGCAACAACGUCUGCUAUGACACCUUCGCCCCUGUCUCACACCUGCGCUUCUGGGUCUUCCAGAUCGUGCUCGUCUCCACACCGUCCAUCUUCUACAUUGUCUACGUGUUGCACAAGAUCGCCAAGGAUGAGAAGUUAGAGACUGAGAAGAUCCAGGUGGUCGCCAAGCACCCUCCUGCACGUGAAAGGCUCAAACAUGUAGGGGUGGAGGGUGGGGAAGCCGUGGGGGCCAGCAGCCCCUCCUUCAUCCCCCGUUAUGAGGAGGAGUGGGGCACCCGGGAAGGGGAGUGUGUGGAGCAAAGCCUGCUGGAGGAGGACUUGAGGGAGGUGGGGAAGGACCCCACCGAGCUGUCCAGCCAGGUACUACUGACCUACAUCAUCCACGUGGUGCUGCGCUCCAUCAUGGAGAUAGCCUUCCUAGUGGGCCAGUACUAUUUGUUUGGAUUUGAAGUGCCUCACCUGUUCCGCUGUGAGACCUACCCCUGUCCCAACCGGACUGACUGCUUCGUGUCUCGUGCCACGGAGAAGACCAUCUUCCUCAACUUCAUGUUCAGCAUCAGCCUGGGCUGCUUCAUCUUGAACAUUGUGGAACUGCACUACCUGGGAUGGGUCUAUAUUUUCCAUGUGUUGUGCUCGGCCUGCUCCACAUGUUGCGAGCCAGAGAGGGACCCUGUGGAACGCGUGGACCUGUAUCACAACCACAACCCUCUGCUGCUGCAGCUCAAACACUCCCUACGAGGCAGAGUGGUCCUGCAGACCCCCCCCCCCAUGUCCCAGGAGAAGAGCAGUGGCAUCUUGUCAACCCACACCCCUGCCAUCUCCUUUGAGACUGACUCCACAGUAGAGUGCACCUCCAAGAGGAGCCCAGAUGAGAAAGAACGCACUAAAGCCAAACUGGCCAACAUGUCCAAAACAGGCAGAGGCAAGAAGUCCUGGCUGUGA
Messenger RNA from Salvelinus namaycush (lake trout), 1122 nucleotides. Its product is annotated as gap junction delta-2 protein-like. The record is from RefSeq and is a predicted model, not a curated record. Gene Ontology annotation, cellular component: connexin complex. NCBI's taxonomy places the organism in Eukaryota, Metazoa, Chordata, Actinopteri, Salmoniformes, Salmonidae. The coding region runs from base 1 to 1122 and encodes 373 amino acids. Gene Ontology annotation, biological process: cell communication. The transcript has a single exon.